UAAAUUUAUUUAUUUUUUUAGAUCCAGAAGAGGCAAAAAAUUGCUUGGAACAGCCAGAUACCGGUUUUUGCCGAGCAUAUUUUGAAUCUUAUUACUACGAUCCAAAAAAAGGUGAUUGCUUUAAAUUUGUGUAUGGAGGAUGUGACGGCAAUGGCAACAGGUAUACCACCUACGACGAAUGUAUGAGUACAUGUAGAGAUGUGAGAGUAUGGGAAUCUGAUUCAGAUGUGUGCAGUUUACCUUUUGAAUCUGGUACUGGCUCUGACAACGUGAAGAGGUACGGUUUCAACAAUGCUUUGGGAGAAUGUACCAGAUUUGUCUAUACCGGCGAAGGUGGAAAUGGAAAUAAUUUCGAAAGCUUAGAACAAUGUCGAAGAGCUUGUGAAAAACGUAAGACAAACACAACUUUGAUGGAUAAUUCAAAAUUCUUUAUUUUGAUUUAAACUAACCUGGCAACU
Molecule: messenger RNA, 458 nt
Organism: Parasteatoda tepidariorum (common house spider)
Lineage: Eukaryota; Metazoa; Arthropoda; Arachnida; Araneae; Theridiidae
Source: RefSeq, a predicted model, not a curated record